Molecule: messenger RNA, 882 nt
Organism: Tauraco erythrolophus (red-crested turaco)
Lineage: Eukaryota; Metazoa; Chordata; Aves; Musophagiformes; Musophagidae
Source: RefSeq, a predicted model, not a curated record
AUGAAUCCUCAUGUCCUGGUAUUUAUUAAGGCUGGCAGUGAUGGGGAAAGCAUAGGAAACUGUCCUUUUUCUCAGAGGCUCUUCAUGAUUCUUUGGCUGAAGGGAGUGGUGUUCAGCGUCACAACAGUUGACCUGAAGAGAAAACCAGCAGACCUUCAAAAUUUGGCUCCGGGCACUCAUCCGCCCUUCAUAACCUACAAUGGUGAAGUGAAAACAGAUGUGAAUAAGAUUGAAGAGUUCCUGGAAGAUGUUUUGGCUCCACCCAAGUACCUAAAACUUUCACCAAAGCAUCCAGAGUCAAACACUGCUGGAAUGGAUAUAUUUGCCAAAUUUUCUGCGUUUAUCAAAAACUCUAGACCAGAAGCUAAUGAAGCCUUAGAACGUGGCCUCUUGAAAACCCUCCAGAAACUGGAUGAGUAUCUCAACUCUCCUCUUCCUGAUGAGAUAGAUGAAAAUAGCAUGGAGGAUAUUGCAGUUUCUACCCGCAAGUUUUUGGAUGGCAAUGAGAUGACGUUAGCAGACUGCAACCUGCUGCCCAAACUACACAUUGUCAAGGUCGUGGCCAAAAAGUACCGCAACUUUGAGAUUCCCAAGGAAAUGACAGGGGUUUGGAGAUACCUGACGAAUGCUUACAGCAGGGAUGAAUUCACCAAUACCUGUCCUGGAGACAAAGAAAUUGAAAUCGCUUACAGCGACGUAGCCAAGAGACUCACUAAGUAAACAGCACUUGCAGAGAGAUGACUUCUUGCAUAUUCCAUAACAAUGCUUCUAACAGACUGCUCUUUUCAUAUAAGAUAGCAAUUUUUUUUUGCAUGAACUUGCAGUUAUUCAAAGUUAUGGUGGAUAGACCAGGUACAGUAAUUACCUAAAGUUUGCAGACUU